Cajanus cajan (pigeon pea) is the source of this 1709-nucleotide messenger RNA. The record is from RefSeq and is a predicted model, not a curated record. NCBI's taxonomy places the organism in Eukaryota, Viridiplantae, Streptophyta, Magnoliopsida, Fabales, Fabaceae.
UAAUAAAACUAGGAGAUGAAAGAAAGCAAAAAGAAGGUGGCCAUGUCCCAUAUCGUGAUAGCAAAUUAUCAAGGCUACUACAGGAUUCUCUUGGAGGAAACAGCAAAACUGUUAUGAUAGCAUGUGUCAGUCCAGCUGACACCAAUGCUGAAGAGACAUUGAACACUCUGAAGUAUGCUAACCGUGCUCGCAAUAUUCAGAACAAGGCAGUUAUCAAUCGUGACCCAGUGGGAGCUCAGAUGCAGAGAAUGCGAAGUCAAAUUGAGCAAUUGCAGUCUGAGCUUCUAUUUUACAGAGGUGAUGCUGGUGGGGCAUUCGAGGAACUUCAGAUUCUUAAACACAAAAUAUCCUUACUAGAAGCAAGCAAUGCAGAGCUACAGCGGGAGCUUAAAGAACGUCGAGUAACUUGUGAGAGUUUAUCACAACGUGCUUGUGAUGCUCAGGUUGAAAAGGACCAACUGAUCAUGAAAAUCGAAUCAAUUCGAAAUGGUAAAUCUUGGGAUGAAAUUGAAUCAAAUUCAAAUCAGGAUUAUGACCUGGUUAAAUCUUAUGUGUCAAAGAUCCAAGAGAUGGAAGGUGAAUUGCAGCGUUUGAAAAAUUCAAAUGCGAAAUCUAGACAUUUUGUUGACUGGGUUGAUUCGGAUGAUAGCGGAUUCCAGUCAAAGAAUGCUUUAUUUGCAUGUGAUAAUGAGUACUCUUCUGAUUGUGAUGCCAAAGUGGACAUAACAGAUGAGGAAGAUCAUGCAAAGGAGAUAGAACACUCUUCUCUUCAAGAAAAGUUGGGUAGGGAGCUCAAAGAAUUGGAUAAGAAACUUGAACAAAAAGAGGCUGAUUUGAAGAAGUAUAGUCAUGAGCAAGAGUUUGAAAAAAAAAUUCUUGAGUUAGAACAAGAGAAGAAAUUUUUGCAGAAAGAAAUUGAGGAACUUAGGUACAAUCUUGCAAAUAUUUCAUCCACCUCUGAUGAUGGUGCUCAAAAGUUAAAGGCGGAAUAUCUUCAGAAGUUAAAUGCUCUUGAGGCACAGGUCUCUGAGUUGAAGAAGAAACAAGAAGCUCAGGCUCAUCUGUUGAAACAAAAACAGAAAAGUGAUGAGGCUGCAAAACGACUUCAGGAUGAAAUCCACAGAAUUAAAUCUCAAAAGGUUCAAUUGCAACAUAAGAUUAAGCAGGAAUCAGAACAAUUUAGGCUAUGGAAAGCUUCGCGUGAGAAGGAAGUUCUCCAGCUUAAAAAAGAAGGAAGGAGGAAUGAAUAUGAGAUGCAUAAGCUGUUAGCGUUGAAUCAGAGGCAAAAGAUGGUAUUGCAAAGGAAGACAGAAGAAGCUUCCUUAGCCACAAAAAGGCUAAAAGAACUUUUGGAAUCUCGAAAGACUUCACGCGAAACUACAGGUGGGAAUGGUCCAGGAAUUCAGGCUUUGAUGCAGGCAAUUGAGCAUGAGCUUGAAGUCACAGUCCGAGUGCACGAAGUACGCUCAGCACAUGAGCGUCAAACAGAAGAGUAUGUUCUACUUUUUACAUUUAUAGUGUGUUUAGGAAAGCUUUUUUCCCAAAAUUUUAGCUGUUUUUAUAAUAAAAAAGCUGUUUAUGAUUUAAGCUACAUGUUUGAGAAAGAUGCUGAAAUUAAAAAAAAAAAGCCGUUUUUCAACAUCUUAAACUUUGAGCUGUUUGAUUAUUCUUCAACUGCUUAUUUCUCUUUUAUCAUUGAGCUUAAUUAA